AUGCUUGCCCUUCCUGAGGGCUGCUCUGGCGGCGACGCUCCCAUGGUCAACGGCUUUGACGCAGCGACGGGAUCAUCGACGACUUCUGGGCCGACAGCCUGCCCGUCCGUCCUCGGGAGCGACGGCCAGGCCGACGGAGCCGCGCGGCGGCGGCGCGGGCCCAGGCGUCUUCGGGCGAACGCGGCGGCGGAGCUGGGCGCGGCGCUCGCGGUGGCGGCGCCUGCUGCUGGCGGGGCUGCGGCGUCGGAGGUCGGCCUUGACGGGGUCUUCGCGGUUGCCGACGGCCGCCCCCGCCAGGCGGCUGACUACGAGCUUCGGGUCAGCGAGCAGCUUCGGCAGAUGCUAGAGUCCGUGAGCUGGAGGCCUGCCAGAGUCCGUUAG
This is a messenger RNA of Prorocentrum cordatum, 381 nucleotides long. NCBI's taxonomy places the organism in Eukaryota, Dinophyceae, Prorocentrales, Prorocentraceae. The record is from the annotation of a GenBank genome assembly.